AUGGUUAAAGUGAUAUUAUCAGAUGCAAAAUCAGCAGGCUCCUAAAAUUUAACAAUUGGAUUGGUUUAAAACAUCUAUAGACCCAUGAUUUGUAAAGACUUUGAUUUAGAGAAUCCUUUCAAUAUGUAUUUGAAAGUUUUUUCAAUACAUACUAAAUGA
Messenger RNA from Paramecium tetraurelia, 159 nucleotides. RefSeq lists its product as uncharacterized. Lineage: Eukaryota; Ciliophora; Oligohymenophorea; Peniculida; Parameciidae. The transcript is spliced from 2 exons. The record is from RefSeq and is a predicted model, not a curated record.